Molecule: messenger RNA, 4053 nt
Organism: Saccostrea cuccullata (small rock oyster)
Lineage: Eukaryota; Metazoa; Mollusca; Bivalvia; Ostreida; Ostreidae
Product: clathrin interactor 1-like
Exons: 18
Coding region: 139-2322 (727 amino acids)
Biological process (GO): endocytosis
Cellular component (GO): endosome; clathrin vesicle coat; plasma membrane
Molecular function (GO): phospholipid binding; clathrin binding
Source: RefSeq, a predicted model, not a curated record
UUUUGUGUCACGUGAUAUAUGCGCCAUUGCUAGAUUUCGACAGACGGAAUUUCUAAGAAGGGGUGGACAAUCGUACACCAUCUACGUAUCUGGAUAGUUAAUCCGGAUUAGGACAGAUUAUCUUGACAUCUAGGAAAGAUGUGGAAAAUUAGGGAGAUCACAGAUAAAGUCACCAAUGUGGUGAUGAAUUAUACAGAGGUGGAGACAAAAGUAAGAGAAGCCACAAAUGAUGAUGCCUGGGGGCCACAUGGUCAAAUUAUGCAGGAAAUUGCCAGAUACACAUUUACAUAUGAGCACUUUCCUGAGGUGAUGGGUAUGUUGUGGAAACGCAUGCUUCAUGACAACAAAAAGAACUGGAGGAGAACUUAUAAGUCCCUACUUUUAUUGUCAUACCUGGUCAGAAAUGGGUCAGAGAGGUGUGUAACGAGUUGUAGAGAGCACCUGUAUGACUUGCGCGGAUUGGAAAGUUACACAUUCACAGAUGAAAUGGGAAAAGACCAAGGUUUAAAUGUAAGGCAGAAAGCCAGAGAACUCGUAGAAUUUAUUCAAGAUGAUGAAAGAUUACGAGAAGAACGAAAGAAAGCCAAGAAGAAUCGAGACAAGUACAUUGGAAUGUCUGGUGAUAGUUAUUCAUCAGGCAGCAGAUACAGUGACCGGUAUGAUGAGGAUCCUGUAUCAUCAUCAGGAUCAGGGGGUAGAUCUAAAUAUAAACUAGACGAAAUUGACGACUGGGAUUCCGGCAACAAGUCAAUAGCAACAGAAGCAGUUGACAAGGUCAAAGGUCUAUGGAACAAAGUUCAAGGUCGAAGGGGUCCAGAAGAUAUAGUUGACUACAGCUCAAACCGUGCCCCAGGCAGAAAGAACAGUUUGACUGAUUUUAGGUACUCUAAGCCAACAAGUGAUGAACCAGACAACAAAGUAGAUGAUUUUGAUGAUGCCCCGAAUUCCAAAUAUUCCUAUAAAGAUGACGAUGAAGAAUUCACCUCAGUAGAACGAACACAUACAACCAGAACGGAAAAAAUAACAACGAAUCGACGAACAAGAUCUGUAGGAAAAAAAUUAGAUUUAGGGGCAUCUUCUAAUUUAGCUAAAGAAGUGUCAGAUACAACGUCCCAGUCCAGUAGUACCGGUGUCAGAGAAGACUUUGGUCCCAGUUUGAUAGAUAUGGGAAGUACGAAGACGGCAGAGGAUGGCUUCUCAGAUUUUGCUGAUUUUAAAUCGGCAGCAGCAAAUGGGGAAUUCAACCCAAGAGCUGGUACAACAGCUGUUUCUCCAAACAAAGAAUCUUUUGGGGACUUUGCAAGCUUUGAUAACGGUCCUAACAAUGCAAAACCAGCUGGAAAUGACAGCUUUGCAGACUUUUCUCAAUUCAACUCAGCUGCAACAAGCCCUUCGAAUUCAGCAUCAACGAGUAAUGACUUGCUGGAUGUGUUUGGAAACAGUUCAAUGUCAGCCCCUAUGCCAACCAGUGGUCCAGGUGUGGGCAAUCCAAUGAUGGGCAACAUGCAGCCCAUGAACAACGUGCCCAUGUCAGGAAUGAAUCAGCCCAUGAUGGGGGUUAACAUGAAUGUGGGAAUGACUGGUGUGCCAAAUCAGAUGGGAAUGAACCCACAGAUGAUGGGUAUGACCCCACAGUCUCAAGGUCAAAUGACGGGAAUGUCCCCCAACAUGAUGUCACAAGGCAUGAUGGCACCCAUGUCAAUGCCACAACAGCAGCCUAUGAUGAUGCAGCCAGGAAUGCCACAGAACAUGGGAUUUACAGCCAACUUCCCAAUGCAAAACUCUGGAAUGGUUGCAGAGGAAACAGAAAUAACUAGCAUUACUACGUCUGCAUCUGAGACCAAGCAGAAGAGUUCCAACACCUGGACAGAUUCAGGAAAAGUGAACAUUGAUCUGGAUGGGCUCUCAUCUCCCAAUAAGUACCAGAAACACGCACAACCGUCCAUGAACCAACUCCAGCAGCGCACUAGUCAAGGAGUUCCAUAUAACACUUGGAGCCCUGAAAUGUAUCAGCUGGGGUACACCACUGAAUAUGGAAUGGUGGGAAACCAGCCAGGAAUGGCAGGGUUACAACAGGGAAUGCAAAACAUGUCCGUGAACCAGGGCAACAUGAUGGGACAGCCAAUGAUGGGGCAGCCUAGACAAAUGGUGGGACAAAUGGGAAUGUCGGUUGGUAUGCAGGGAAGCAUGGGAAUGCAGACAGGGAUGGGGACUAUGCCGAGUGGAUCUAUGGGAAUGCAAAGUAAAAUGAUGGGACAAAGUCAGUUUCAGCAAAGAACUGAUGCCGCAUUUAGCUCAUUUGGUAACUUUGGCAAAAAAUAAAGAGGAAAAAGGAAGGGGCAUUUUAUCCGUUCGAUUCUUGGACAGCGAGACAGAAAUCUCCAACAUUCUAAAAAUUGGAACAGUCUGGAGACGUGUGAACAAUGAAGAACUUUCCAUUUCUUGUUUGUUUUCAGCAGUGCUGACAUUACUCUGAACAUGCUUAUUUUUCUAUGAAAUAGAGGUUUGUUUAAAUUUCUGUCAAGAAAUUGAAGAAUGGUAUGAAAUAAGUAAAUUGUAAUUUAAGUAAACAUUCUGAAUUCUUUUUAAUAUAUAAGUUGGUCAUAUGUGCAAUAUUUUUGUACUUGAAAUCGGGUCAAAAACUGGAGAUUGAUAUUUAAUUGAAAGCAAAAAUCAUUCACUUAUUAUUAAACUCAAAACUUUAAAGGUCAGAACUCCAUCCCACAGUAGAUGUGAUUAACAACAUGUAUAUUCAACACCUUCAUUCUUAAUAAUAGCUUUGUAUUUAGGAAAUCCAGUACAGGCCAGUAAUGUUCUUUAUAUUACAAAACCGCUCUCAAACUGCAAAGAAAAAAAAUUCCUAAAAUUUUCAUCUGGUUGUGAGAAGAUCUAUUGUCAUGAUUUUUUUUUUCUGAGAUCUGCAUAAAUUGUCAAUUUUCUCUUAUCCUUCUCUGUUCUUUGAUUGUAACACUGUGUAUCUUCCCAUAGAUACAUGUACUACAUAUAUUUAAGUAUUCAAAAAAUGUAAUUACUGAUCAUGUAAUUUAAUUUUUUUAAAAACAAUAUUCCAGAUUGUCAUAUAAAUUUGAAAAUGAUCUGUAUUCAGAUUUUGAUUGUUUAUGAACACUUUUCCAAAUUGUCUCCCCAUUUCACAGUGAAAUAUUUUGCCUUAAUUAAGAAAUUCAUGAGGAGUUACCUCACCAUUAUCCAUAAAAAAUUCUUCAAAAGAAAAUACAUCAGAUAUAUCGCAAGGAGAACAUAUCAUGAUGUUGAACAAGGAGAUGUAUUGUGAUAGGCUUCUGCAACAUUCCACUGUAGCUAGUUGUAUUGAAAACCUUGCUCAGAUCAACUGCUAGUGUACUUACAGCAGCAUUUGCUUCAUGGGAAAGAUCUAACUUUUGUAAAUACAAUCAUUUUGCUGAAACAAAAAAAAAAUCAUUGCAUUAUUAUGUUUGACAUCAUAUAAGUGCUAUGAGUGAAUUAAUGAAGUUGAUGUGGGUUUAAAGUCAUACUUCAAUGUACUAGCAUGCAUUAUCACAUGGGUCCAACUACGGUACUACAAAUUUCAGACAUGUGAAAGUGGUUUGUGAACAUGAGGUAUCUGUAGGUUGAUGUUAUCUAGAAAGAAUUGAAUUAAAUAUUAUAAAUAAAAUUUGUAAUGAUAUACAAAUGUAGCUUUGAAGAAAAUCUUUUAGUGAAUAUUUACUUAAGAAAAGCGUAAAGCUGUAUCUUAAGAUACAUGUAUUAGCAUAAUUGUCAUACUUUAUCAUUGAAAGCUUGGGUUUUUUGAUUUUUAUAAAUCUUCAAACUUGGGUAAUGAUUUUAUUUCUUAAAAUAUUUAAUGUAUAUUUAAAUUACUCAUUUAUAUUGUUGAUUGUUGAUGUGUGUGAUUCUGAUUUAAAUAAAAUAUAAUUUUUAAACAUAACUUGUUACAUACUGAUAUUUACUUGUAUGACUGUAUUGUAUAUUGUGUUUUAUGUGAAAAGCAUGAAUGGAUUUGUAUAUACUGUUGUAUACAAGACGCAGUAUUAUAAUAAAGGAGUAAAAAAUGUC